Molecule: messenger RNA, 633 nt
Organism: Psilocybe cubensis
Lineage: Eukaryota; Fungi; Basidiomycota; Agaricomycetes; Agaricales; Agrocybaceae
Exons: 5
Coding region: 1-633 (210 amino acids)
Biological process (GO): transmembrane transport
Molecular function (GO): transmembrane transporter activity
Source: RefSeq, a predicted model, not a curated record
AUGGUUGAUACCGGACAAGGAAACCGCGAACUGGCUCACGAGAGGACAGAGAAGGUAGAGGACGGGAGGCAUUAUUCUAGUCAACCGUUGGAAGAGGAUCCAUUCCAGGUAUUCCUGGAAGAACAUGAACGUCCCGUAAACCUGCCGGUGUGGAGGAAGUGGGCGAUUGUGGUGGUGAUAUGCACAGCUGCUCUUUGUGUUGCCAGUGCGUCUUCUAUGGCGAGCUUUACAGAGGAUGGUGUAUCUUCUACCUUCCACGUUUCGCGUGAAGUCUCUAUCUUAUCCAUCAGUCUCUUCAUUGAAGGCCUCGGACUCGGUCCGUUGGUAUUCGGGCCAUUGUCAGAGGUUUAUGGUCGAAAUUUGGUAUACAGGGUGUCGUAUGUACUCACAUUCGCAUUUACAUUCCCGGUAGCGUUUGCGCCCAAUAUCGCCAUAUAUUUGAUAUUUAGGUUCAUAGGAGGUUUCUGCGGAUCUGCUUUCUUGAGCGUGGCGGGUGGGAGUGUCAGUGACCUCUUUGACGAUAAAACAGUGGCCACCCCCAUGGCCUUUUAUACUAUGUUUCCUUUUAUUGGUCCUGUAUUGGGGCCGUUGCUCAGUGGUUUUAUAAAUCAGGUACAAGUCGGGCUCGUUUGA